AUGAGAGCCCGUGGAGUUGCACUCCGAGAAUUUAGAGAAAUGUUUUCCCCUUAUUGCUUUUUGAAAAAGGACACCAUCCCAAUACAGAAGCUAGAGACCGGAGACUACGGAUACUCAAACAUCUCGAAAUAUACCGUGACUAAUCGAAACAUCGUUAUAAAACAGAUUUACUACACCGAUAGUGACCAGGAGAAAUUAAACAAGCUUUUCUCCCAAUACAUAUUGCUUAUGCGAGCCACAAAUCGCUAUUUAAAUCCACCAAUUGGAUUCAUCUUCAAUAAUCCCAUAAUUAUUGCAACAAAUUAUAUUUCAAAUGGAAAUUUAUACGAGGCCAUCAAAAGUGGAAGACUUAACCCAACAGACAAAACAAAAAUUGCGAUGGGAAUUGCCUAUGCUCUUCGUAGAUUACACAAAAUGCACAUAAUUCAUGGAGACCUCAAGUCAAAGAAUAUUAUGCUCGGUGACGAUAUGCGUCCUCUCGUAUCAGAUUUCGGUUAUGGCGCCAUCGCACUCGCAUUACAAGUUCCGAUCCAAUACAGAAUUAAUGACCCCUACUGGUGUGCUCCAGAGGUACUCACAGGUGGGGUUCCAACCUCAGCCUCUGAUGUUUACUCCUUCGGAACCCUUAUAUCAGAACUUUAUAACGAACAUAUCCCAGCACAAGGUGCCGCCGUUCUCGCGCGCACAUCACAAGAAUUCAUACCAUCCACAGCCCCUAAAAUCCUCCAAGCCCUCGUCAAAUGCUGCACUCUUGAAAAUCCAGCUCGUAGACCAGAUUUCAGAAAGAUCUAUCGUCUCUUCAAGAAUGGCAACUGUUAUUUCCCUGGCACAGACCUUGCCAGCAUCAAGGAGGAGGUGAUCGCUAUCAAGGCAGACAUCCACAAGUCUCACAACAGAUUUUCUCCAUUGAUUUCUUCCCCAUUACCAAGUCGAGAUCAAAUUCAAGAGCUUAUCAACAAGAACUCCCAGAAGAACCAACAGAGAAGAGCUAAGCACCUCGUAACAAGCAAGUCUACAUCAAUUGGAGUUAAAGAAGCAAGAUCUCUUCCUAUUCAAACAAAAUCUGCUUCACCGGAAGCGAUAAGCAAAUUCGCAGGUCUUAGCGGCAAGAUGUCACUUGGAUUUUCUACAAAAUUCACUUCUCCAGCAAAAGACGGACAACUUGGAUCAUCAGAUAAUAAAUUAGAAAACAGUAAUCAGCUAUCAUUAAAUACAAAGUCCAUGAACUUAUCUAGUUCUCUUGGAAACCUCAAAGCUCAGGCAGAAGGUUCCAAAUACCUCAGAUUACCUCAUAAAUCUAGACACCCAAGAGUUCCUUCCUCCAACUGUGAAAUAUCAGUUUCGGAAAGACUCUACAGAACAAUGUCUGGUAUCAGGGUAGAGAAAUAUAAAGUUCGUGAAGAAAAGAAGAAAUUAACUAGAUCUUUAUUGACAAUCACCGCGCUUUUAAAGCAAGGCAAUAUAUCUAUACCAUGCUUCCAGAAGGAAGAAUCUCCUUCUGGCUUCUCACUCUCAAAACAAGUUAUGCCAUUUUUGAGACAGAGAAGGAGGCCAACAAAGUAA
This is a messenger RNA of Trichomonas vaginalis G3, 1563 nucleotides long. Its product is annotated as protein kinase protein. Lineage: Eukaryota; Parabasalia; Trichomonadida; Trichomonadidae. Bases 1 to 1563 code for a protein of 520 amino acids. Gene Ontology annotation, molecular function: protein kinase activity; ATP binding. Gene Ontology annotation, biological process: signal transduction; protein phosphorylation. The record is from RefSeq and is a predicted model, not a curated record. The transcript has a single exon. Gene Ontology annotation, cellular component: cytoplasm.